Messenger RNA from Gadus chalcogrammus (walleye pollock), 653 nucleotides. Its product is annotated as histone-lysine N-methyltransferase PRDM7-like. Bases 63 to 653 code for a protein of 196 amino acids. Gene Ontology annotation, molecular function: protein binding; histone methyltransferase activity. The transcript has 5 exons. Lineage: Eukaryota; Metazoa; Chordata; Actinopteri; Gadiformes; Gadidae. Gene Ontology annotation, cellular component: nucleus. The record is from RefSeq and is a predicted model, not a curated record.
AUCAGUUAUCCAUGAACAUAUGAAGGGCUCAAGUGUUUAUUCAAGAGAGACUAACCUGAGAAAUGUUCUCAGAGUUAACUACCAAGAACCGGAAGUACCUAAGGAUGACGACUACUUCUUCUGUGAUGAGUGUAGGACUUUCUUCCUCGAAGAGUGCGAGGUCCACGGUCCUAUCGUCUUCGUGGCUGAUCGAUCGCCCCGUUGCUGUCGGAGAGAAAGACAGAGCCAAGAAGACGCUGCCCGCUGAGUUUGAGAUCAGAGAUUCUGGGAUCCCUGGGGCCGGUCUAGGGGUGUUUUACUGUGGAGACGGUGGCCUUCCCAUUGGAACACACUUUGGACCCUACGAAGGACACAGGACCGAUGAAGAGGGAGCCCUGGAGAGUGGAUACUCCUGGGAGAUCUACAAGAGCAGACACAAUGAUUACAUUGAUGCAAAGAGAGAGACACUUUCUAACUGGAUGAGGUACGUCAAUUGUGCUCGUAAUGAAGAGGAACAGAACCUAAUAGCGUUUCAGCACAAAGGAGGAAUUCUGUAUCGCACCUGUGGCCUCGUGACUUCAGGAGCAGAGCUCUUGGUCUGGUAUGGGGACGAAUACGCCAGACAUCUGGGAAUCGGAUUUGAUCUACUGUGGAACAACAAGAAGCUCUACUAA